Molecule: messenger RNA, 4323 nt
Organism: Grosmannia clavigera kw1407
Lineage: Eukaryota; Fungi; Ascomycota; Sordariomycetes; Ophiostomatales; Ophiostomataceae
Product: carboxylesterase family protein
Exons: 4
Coding region: 1-4323 (1440 amino acids)
Source: RefSeq, a predicted model, not a curated record
AUGGGUCAACAAGCCCCGUCCGGCAAAUACGAAUAUUCGUAUGUCGACCACCCUCUGGCCCACGACGAUGGUGGUCCUGCCAGUUGUGCUCACUCUCCGACGUCAUCUGUCAACGCAACGAGCUGCAACGAUAGCCGGUCUGUUUUUGGAAAUCUAAACGGCCACGCCAGCCUGAACGUUCAAGCUGAAAGUAUCACUACACCACUUGACAAGUGCAUCGCAUCAGACAAGCAUUCAGCUAGCAACGUCACACCGGAAUCUCUGGCCGAAGAUUUGGAAAACUUUCACCUGAACAAUUCCAGAAGAAUUGCCAAUCGUUCUGUGGAGAAGUGCCUUCUGUCGGACAAGGAUAUUACAAACCCAGGAGACUUGUGCCAGCAUCGAUCAGAAGCAACGCUCGUUAAGAAUCUAGACUUUCAACAGGCAAUAGAAAAGCACGAAGUCAGGGAGUUCGAGUGGGUGCUAUCACUGCCCUGCAACGACGUAGGCCUAGCUAAAGGCCCCGACGACAAGAAGCCUAACCGAAGCUGCUCCGUUCCCGGUGCGGCAGACAGCGGCAGCGAAGAUCGACAGAUUCGUUUCGGCUGCAACCUGCUGCAGAAUAGAGCGCGAGCCGGCAGCGACCUGGCAGGACAGCACCGCACGAUCAACACAUACACGCUCGUGGCUACACCUCUGGGAGACGAGGUGCUGAGAGGCGAUCAGACAGGCUCAUCGCAGUCGCAGACGGUAUCAGUGAGCCAGACGGCAUCGGCAGGAGAAGCAAUCCCGAUGGUGGAUACAUUUUUGACCCCUGAGCGUACGGCGCCAGCGGGGGUUCGUGCAGGCAGAAGCCGGUCCCAAGUCACGCCGCUGAUGCUGGGUGAUGGAUUUGAGGCCGGUUCUGCAGACCGGUCCCGUUCGGCCACACGGUCGCCAGCCAGCUCAGUGUCGCGCAUCGAAGACACGAUCGAAGAGCUGGACCGUCUUGAGGACGAGUUUGAGGCUGUGCAUAGCCUAGUGCGGGUCGAGCACGUCCCGUCGCCGGAGAAGCCGGACGAUGACAAGGCGGCUCGUGUGGCAGCAGUGGGCAGAAGUGGCAGUACGAGAAAGGUUGUGGUUGCGAAAGCGGGCGGAGUACGGGCGGAGCUGAAGGCGACGGCAGGGAUGACGCGGACGUCAUCGACCCGCAAGCCGGGGGUGGCACCGAGCCAGGCAAAGAAGCAAGGCGGCCCAGCCGAGACCGGGACGGGACCAGGAAGUGGCAUCAAGCGGAUGAGCAUAACGCGGCCGGCCAGUCUGCUGCCGCCGAAGCCGCCGAUGAAGUCCAGCAAGCCGCCGACGGUAUCGACAUUUGAGCUACCGGGCGAGGCGGUGGCGCGGCGGCUCAAGGAGCAGCGCGAGAAGCGUAUGUCGGCGGCGCUGUCGGGGAACGGGAUUGUCGCACCAACAGCGACGCCGGUGCAGACACCACGACGAAGACGCUCGGUCAAGCCGCCGACGAUCCCAGCAUUUGAGCUCCCGGGCGAGGCGAUCUCUCGUCGCAAGCGGGAGGAGCACGAAGCGAAGAUCAGGCGGCAAGAAGAGGAGGAGAAGAAGCGACGGGAGUUCAAAGCGCGGCCGAUGCGCAUGAGCACGACGCCGAGCUCACAGCCACGCGAGACGGUGGCCAGCCGAGCACGAACAAAUAGGAUGUCGAUGAUCGGAGAGAGCGGAUCUGCGGGUGGGGGGCUUAGUGUGGGCGGAUCGAAGCGGCUCUCGGUGUCGACAGCAUCGCCGGGGCGGUCGAUGCAGCAAGCAACGGGUCGCGGGCGAGUGUCCAACGUGGAGACUCAGUCGGUGGAGUCGCGUGCCAGCCGGGCGACAUCGUCGUCGACGUGCAGCAUGAGCGGGAAGCGAAGCUCGGUGUCGGCGGAAGAGGUGCAGCAGCAGAAGCUUCGGGGCAAGGACAUCUACCACCGAGACAACUACCUUUCGGUGGACCGGGACCAGGAGAAGCGAGAGCGCGAGGCGAUAGCGAAACAGGCGCGGCAAGAGGCAGCAGAGCGGUCGAGGAUUCUCAGCCGGGAGUGGGCAGAGAAGCAGAAGCAGCGUGCGAAGAAGCUGAUGACGAUUGGAUCGUCGGUCAACAAGCAUCAAGACGUGACAAUGGUGCGACACAAGAACACAAAGGAGAUGAGGUCGUCGUCGUCGGUGUCGAUGUUGUCGUCGUCCAGGUUGUCGUCGUCGUCGUCGACUCGGUUACGGCCACGCGUGCGACUGCCGCAAGGAACAUAUGAGGGCCUCGUGCUGACGGUGGGCCAAGGGGUGGCGGAGGGCGUCAGAGGGGGCAGCGGGGGCCACGAAGCACAGGCUCAGCUGCCGCGACCGGUGGAGGCCUUUCUGGGGAUUCCGUAUGCGCAGACGACGGCGGGGCGAAACCGGUUCCGGGCGCCAGUGGCGCUGGCGGUCGACGAAGCCGGCAAAGGUGACGAUGGGCGAGUGCACGACGCGACCUGGUUUGGGGCGCGCUGUGUGGGAGCGGGUGGGCGAAGCGACGUGGCCGAGAGCGAGGACUGUCUGAACGCGAACGUGUAUGUGAGCGAGGGGGCGCGGGGUCGAGGGAGAAGGAAGGAUGAAAUGGAUGGCGAGAAAAAGUACGAAAGCCACGAAAAUCAUCACGACAACAAUCAUCGCGACAACAACCACCACAACCAUCCCCCGCAUCAUCAUCACCACAAUCAUAGUCUCCUUCCGGUGGUGAUCUACGUGCACGGCGGCGCGUUCAACAGCGGCUGUGGUGCCGAGCGCGAUCUGGCCAGCUUUGUCGGCCAUGCGGCCGUCGACCUGGUGGCUGUCAGCUUCAACUACCGCGUCGGCGCGCUCGGCUUUCUCGGCUGGUGGUCCGAGCGGGACGGCGACGGCGACGACAAGGAACCGCACGACGGCGACCACGACGACAACAACGCGCCGCUCAAUCUCGGCCUGCUCGACCAGCAGGCACUCUUUGGCUGGGUACAGGCCAACAUCAGCUUCUUUGGCGGAGACGCGGGAAACGUGACGGUAAUGGGACUCAGCGCAGGGGCACAUUCGAUCGGCCACCACUUGCUUCACUACCCCCCCGGUCGAGCACCCUUCCACAAGGCGAUCCUCGAAUCGGGCGCGCCGACCGCGCGUGCCGUCAUGGCGCCCGACCAUCCUCGGCCACGCGCACAGCUGCGUGCCUUUCUGGUCGAGGCAGCCGUGCUGGACGACGACGUGUUGGUGCCGCCGCCGCGGGCCAUCAUCGACGCGCUGCGCGGGCUGUCAGCAGCAGCAGUGGUGCGGGCCAGCCGAGCGGUCUUUGCGCGCUCGCUCGCCGGCGUGACCUGGCCUUUCCAGCCGGUCGUCGACGGGCUGCUAGGGCCGCCGGCCUGCGCCUCCCCCUACAUCCGUUGCAGUCCGGUCGACGGUUGGCGACAGCGACGAGCCCAGGCUCAUGGACGCGCGUCCAUGCCCGUCCUCACCGGCUUCAACACGCACGAGGGUACCGCCUUUGUGCCGCGUGACGGUGUCCAUGCCGACACGGAUGCCGACUUCCGGGCCUUCUUCGCCAACCUCAUCCCCGGCCUCGACCAGGCCGAUAUGGACCUGCUCUGUCAUCUCUACCCGGACCCGACGGCCGGCCACCACGAGACGGACGCUCGGCGGCUACCACCCGGCAUCACCGGCCGCCAGUGGCCCCGGCUCCAGGCCGCUUACGCUCACUAUGCCUACAUCUGCCCGGUCCUGCAGACGGCCCACCAGCUCUCGCUCGGCGCCGGCCAAGGAUCGUCUGGCUCGGCGCCCGUGUACGUGUACGAGUUCGCAGCCCGCGCAACCGCCCUCGACACGGCCAACCAUGGCGACCAUGCGGCCGUGGUGGCCCAUGAGGAUGCCCUGCUCGCCUACAGGCCCGGGCUGCAGCGCGUGUCCGAGGCCAUGCACGCGGCUUGGGUGCGGUUCAUUGCCAGUCCGGUGGGCGAUCCGAACGUGGAAGACGACAAGGAGGACGAGCACGAGCACGAGCACGAGGAAGACGAGGUCCGGACACAUCGACGCCAAAAACACCAUCACAACCCUCUUCCACACUGGACCCCCUUUGUCUCGCCUCUCGCCGGCAACAGCGCCAAGACCAAGACCAUCAUGGUCUUUGGCCACGGCAACGACGAGCGCGUGCCGUCCGAAUGCCGCCACGGCGGCCCCCAGGCCAAACCAGGCAUCCCGGCCGCCAUGCGUCGCCUCUCGGCCUUUGAGCUCGAGCAGUGCCGCUUCUGGUGGGACCGCGUCCACCUCAGCGAGGGCUACGGCUACCGCUCCGAGACUGCCUUGGCCAGCCGGCUGUAG